AUGAUGAUUAAUAAUAAAAUUCUCUUAUUGAUUCUUGCGACUUUCAUGUAUGUGAAACUUUUCGGAUCUUACCCGAAAUCGAAAAAAUCAAAUAUUUCAGCGUUCAAACAUUAUCGAAAUGUUUUACAAAUAAAGAGACAAAAUCGUGUUUAUCAUCAGAUGUAUGUUAUUCUCAUUAUUAUAUUCAUCAAGAAGGAUUUUUGGAAGGAUUUGAUUGUAAUUCAACAUCUUCUUUACCACAAUCUGAUUGUAUUCGAAUUCUUCAAAAUUCAUCGAUGGGAACAUCGCUUUGUGUAAUUCAAAGUUAGUUUUUUUUUAAAUAUUCUUGAUCAUCGGAAAAUUAAAAAAGAACCCUUAAAAUUCCAGACGAAAACGAGCGACAUUGUUGUUGUCUCUCAACUGAAUCUGAAUCAAUAUGUGCAGCGGAAAAUCGGAAAACCGAAGAAUUUUUCGAUUUAUGGAAUGGUCUUCAAGUUCUAUAUUUCUUUAUGGCCAUUUUAAUGACUUCGCUAGUUGCAUCUUUGGCUCACACGUUUUACGAUUAUGCAUUUAAUAAGUGGAGCAAAGAUAAUUCAGAUUUCAGUGAGCACAACACAAUUUAUGCUCUUUUUAUUUCAAGGGCAAGUUUUUCUAGAUAUCUAACAGGUAGACUAAAAUGGAACGUUUUUUCAGAUCACAAUUUUAUUUGUUAUCUCUGUAUUAUUGGAUAUUCCAUUCCAAAUGGAUUGUUCAGCUCAUGAAAAUGGUCGAUUCUUCAAUCCGCGCACAUUUCUCUACACAAAAUUCUCGGAUAAUAUGCUGAAUUCAGUAUAUUUCACGAUUAAUUUCGUUUUUUGUUACUUCGAAUAUGGAUUAUGGAAAAAAUAUGUGAGUCAGCCCCCCCCCCAAAAAAUAUUAAAUCAACCAAAAAACCUAUCAGACAUCGUCGAAAAAAAUCAACAGAACAGCUUCAAUCACAAUAAGUCUAUUCAUAUUUCUCACAAUUCCAUUAAUUAUAAUUCAACCGAUUCGAGAAACCUAUCAACUAUUGGAAAAGGAAAAUGAAGGAGGUUAUUGUAAAUUGGGAUAUGUUAUGCAUAUUCUAAACUUCUGUCAUUUUCUAUAUAUUUUAUACGAUAUAAUUGUUCUUGUGCAUAUUCGUGAAAUAUUCAAAUUGGAUAAGGAAUUGAUGAUUGAAUCGGACAUAAUUGAAGAAGUUAUCGAGAAUAAUUUGUUAUCUGUGGAAAAAGCAGCAUCUACAGUUGAAACUAGUCAAGUUUCAACAGAAAAUAUACUGGAAUUUGAGCCAAGGGUGAUUUUUGGAUACAAAAAAAAAUUCAAUAAUAAAAAAAACAUAUUUCAGCCCUUUGAUGUUUCCCGAAAUUCAAAAUCAAUUCUAAAAAUAAAAAGUAACAGUAAAUUUCAAUGGAUUGCACUACGAGCACUUCUUUCAACUACGGGAUUUUAUAAAAUUCAUCCAACGAAAUUUCUCAUUCCGCCUGGCAGAGAAAUAUCGGUCAGUUAUCAUUUCAAGAUUUCAAAAAAUAUUUUAAACCUACAAUUUACAGAUCGAAGUCUCGCAAAUUUCUCAAAACGAAAAGAAUGAGGCAGCUUACCAGCACAACAUUUUAAUCGAAUGGUUUUUCAUUGGCUCAGUUGCGCCGGCAAUUGAUGUUAACAAAUUCUGGAUUCGGCCAUAUAUUGUUCCACAGUAAGUGCUCCCCUAACAUUUUUCCUUUCAAAUUUUCACUGUUUCAGAUCAAAUUGGAACAUUUUCGUAUUACCAAUUUAUUUGGAAUCAGCAACUUGA
Messenger RNA from Caenorhabditis angaria, 1789 nucleotides. Lineage: Eukaryota; Metazoa; Nematoda; Chromadorea; Rhabditida; Rhabditidae. The record is from the annotation of a GenBank genome assembly.